CCAAGUACAUUUACAGCACAAUAAUGUUUUUCUUUUUUGUUAUGCGGUGCGAAAAUUUGUUGUUUACUUGGCAUGGAAAUUAAGGUUAAGCGAAAAUUGUCUAAAUAGAAAAAAUCGAACCACAACAAUAAGCACUCCCAACAGUAAAGCAAUAGAAUAGCAAUUUGAAUACGUAACAACUUACCACCGAUUAACAAUGAGCUUCCCAUUGACGAAUCCCAAUAAGGAGACUAUCCGCGCAGCCUGUAAGAAAUGUGGAUAUGCAGGACAUUUAACUUACCAAUGCCGGAACUUUUUAAAGGUUGAUCCCAAUAAGGAAAUUGUAUUGGAUGUUUCCAGCACAAGUUCGGAUUCGGAAUUGGACUACCUCACACCGUUAACAGAGCUGCGCAUGAAGGAGCUGAAAGAAAAGGAAGCCGAAUUGUUAAAGGCAAAAAGCGAGAAAAAGCACAAAAAAUCCAAAUCAAAAAAGAAGUCGGCGAAAUCGUCAUCUUCGCGAAAACGUAAAAAAGGCAAAAGCAGUGGCAAAAGUAAGAAGCAUAAAAAACAUAAAGAAUCCUCAACGUCGAGUGAAAGUAGUAGUAGCAGCAGCAGCAGUAGUUCAGAUUCCAGUAGCGAAGAGUCAGAAACUGAAUCGGAUUCCAGCGAUAAUGAAGAGUCGCCCACCAGCAGCGACGAUGAGUAUGGCCGCAAGAAAAAGAAGCAGGGCAAGUAUAAACGCAAAGCUGAUACGCCGGCUAUGCGUCGUAAAAAAACGCGUGUGAAGUGCAAACGACGUCGCGCCUCUGCACGGCCCUCCAGCAGUGAAGAGGACGAUACAAGCUCUGAUUGAGAUUGGUUGUGGCCACUGUGUGAUUAUGCGAGAUUAGUUGGUUUGACAAGAAUAAUUAAGCAAUAACAAAUCGCUCAUUCCUGGUUAAACAUAUAUACAUAUAUACUUGCGUUAAUAAAAUUAAAUAUACAAUAAUAGCAUAUAAAGUUAAAUUUAUUUUAAAACGAAAAUUGUUUUUUUGGAAUAAUCUUGCUUAUUUAAGUAUUAAUAAGUUAAAGUGCCAAAAUCGAUGACCAUCUCACACAAGCUGUAACCAUGUAGGUAUGUAGUUGCCUAAACAACCACUGCCCAAUAUUCAUAAUAGCUAAUUAUUACACUCGAACCUAUUUAAAAAGAAAAUAAUUGUAACAAGUCCUAUUUUGUCAUGACGUUGACCGUAUGUAAGCAAUACCCAUGCAUACUUAACAAUACAUAUUUGUAAAUAUGUUUAAUUAAAUGUAUGAUUAGUUAAAUUAUAACUCUCAGCGGAAAUUUCAAAGAAUGUAGCCUAAUUUUAUGACACAUCUUCAUGCAAACUCGAUUGUGGAACCUUUGCAAAGCCUUAGUGUGUAAAUACCAUUGUUAAAGCAAAGACAAGACACUCAUUUAAUAUUGUAAACAAUAAUAACAAAAAUAUAAACCAAUUAUGCUAUAAAAAAAUAGAUGACUGAAAAAUUAUGUACAUAUGUUUGAGUCGCACUUAUUGAAUGUGUUUUUAUCGUUAUAAAGGCGUUAAGAGGUUAGGGGUAGUCAGAGGCCCGAAAAAGUGAUGAUUUUCAAUUUUUUUUGUUAGUCAGUUGCUUUGUUUUACAAAAAUAAAAUACAUAGCAUUAA
Anastrepha ludens (Mexican fruit fly) is the source of this 1645-nucleotide messenger RNA. Its product is annotated as protein SREK1IP1. The coding region runs from base 197 to 832 and encodes 211 amino acids. Gene Ontology annotation, molecular function: nucleic acid binding; zinc ion binding. The record is from RefSeq and is a predicted model, not a curated record. The transcript is spliced from 2 exons. Lineage: Eukaryota; Metazoa; Arthropoda; Insecta; Diptera; Tephritidae.